Molecule: messenger RNA, 4713 nt
Organism: Ustilaginoidea virens
Lineage: Eukaryota; Fungi; Ascomycota; Sordariomycetes; Hypocreales; Clavicipitaceae
Exons: 4
Coding region: 1-4713 (1570 amino acids)
Biological process (GO): macroautophagy; late endosome to vacuole transport; protein targeting to vacuole
Cellular component (GO): nucleus-vacuole junction; late endosome; phosphatidylinositol 3-kinase complex, class III, type II
Molecular function (GO): protein binding; ATP binding; protein serine/threonine kinase activity
Source: RefSeq, a predicted model, not a curated record
AUGGGCCAAGGCUUCUCGUUGGCGACGCCGUCGGCCGGCUCAGCUGGCAUCCAUGUUCCGCAGCUGCACGAUGUGCAGUACGAACGCAGCAUCGGCAACGCGCGCUUCAUGAAGAGCAUCCGAGGUCGUCAUGAGCACGGCGUCGUCCUGGUAAAGGUCCUGCUUAAGCCAUAUGCCGAAGUCAACCUUGAACAGUACAAGAAGAAAAUCCUGGAGGAGCGGAAAGCCCUGGCUGACGUGCCCAACGCUCUGGCCUUCCAACGCAUCAUCGAGACCGAAACGAACGGGUACCUUGUUCGCCAGUUUCAGUACAGCUCACUUUACGAUCGCCUGAGCACGCGUCCCUUUCUCGAGGACAUCGAAAAGAAAUGGCUGGCGUUCCAGCUCCUCUGCGCACUCCGAGACUGCCAUGCCCGUGACGUCUAUCACGGGGACAUCAAGGCGCAGAAUGUGCUGGUGACGUCGUGGAACUGGCUGUACUUGACCGAUUUCUCGUCAGCGUAUAAACCCGUCCUGCUGCCCGACGACAACCCUGGGGAUUUCUCGUACUUUUUCGACACGUCCGGUCGACGCACUUGCUACGUUGCGCCUGAGCGCUUCUACGCCUCUGGGGACGGCUCGCCAACUGGGACCAAGAUGACGUGGGCCAUGGAUAUAUUCAGCGCUGGCUGCGUUAUUGCGCAAAUGUUUCUCGAAUCCGAGAUUUUCAGCCUCGCCCAGCUCUACAAGUACCGGCGGGCCGAAUACGACCCCGUCAUCACCCAUCUGAGCGUCAUCUCCGACAAGGACGUUCGGGACCUGAUUGCACACAUGAUCCAGCUGGAUCCGGAGAAGCGCUAUUCUGCAGAGCAAUACCUUGAAUUUUGGAAAGGAAAAAUCUUUCCGAGCUACUUCUACAGCUUUCUGCACCAGUACAUGGAGCUUAUUACCGAUCCAACCUCUGGCAACAGUCCCAUGUCGAGCUGUCAGAAGAAUAUGGGCGAAUCCGAUGACAGGAUUGACCGCGUCUUUUACGACUUUGACAAGAUUUCCUAUUUCCUGGGCUACCGAUCAGGCAAGAGACUGCCACGCCAGUGUUCGCCAAUGUCCCGACUGAGCUUGGCGCAUUUUCCGGUGCGCCUGAGCAUCCCCCAUCACGAGCAUGUGGUAUCAGCAGACUUGGAGCCGCCAGAGGACGACGGUACGUUAAUCUUUCUGACGCUGCUAGUCUCGUCGAUGAGAACCACGGCCAGAGCAUCAUCUAGAGUCCGGGCUUGCGAUAUCCUCCUGGCCUUUUCCGAGCGGUUGACGGAUGAAGCAAAACUGGACAGAGUGCUGCCGUAUCUCAUGACGCUGCUCAAGAAGGAGGAGACGGAUGUGGUCAUAGUCGCAGCCAUCAGAACGAUUACACAACUCCUUCAACUCGUCCGUAUGCCGACGCCCAUCAACUCUCACAUCAUGGUCGAGUAUGUCCUGCCUCGUCUGGAAAUUGCGCUAGGGUCGAGGUCGCGCGCAGCUAGCUCUCUGGUGCGAGCCACUUAUGCCUCGUGUAUCGGGAGUCUCGCAUCGACCUCCCUACGGUUUUUGGAAAUCGCGUCUAGCUUACGAGCCGACCGAUCUGUGCCCAUUGCGGAUCCGGAAGUCGAGCCUGGCGCGGAGGCCGAGGCCAACUUCGAAAGCGUGUUUGAUAAUGCCGGGCGCGAAUUAUUCGAAAUACUAGAGAGCCAUACGAAACAGCUGGUUGAGGAUGCCGAUGUCCAUGUUCGCCGGGCUUUCCUGGCCUCCGUGCCGGAGCUUUGCUUGUUCUUCCAGGAGCAGUCCAAUGACGUCCUGCUUACCCAUCUGAAUACCUAUCUGAACGACCGUGACUGGACCCUCAAAUGCGCCUUCUUUGAUACUGUCGUCGGCAUCGCCGCCUUUAUCGGCAGCACCAGCUUGGAAGAGUUCAUGCUGCCGCUCAUGGUUCAGACCUUGGCCGAUGCCGAAGAGUCUGUGGUGCAGGCAGCACUGCACUCGCUCGCACAACUUGCCGGCCUUGGCCUCUUGUCUCGGCCCAGGAUUUGGGAUCUCGUGGACCUCGUCGGGCGGUUCACCAUGCAUCCAAACAUAUGGAUACGCGAGGCCGCUGCCGAGUUCCUAGCCCAAUCCGUCGCCUUUCUCGACCCGGCCGACGUGCGGUGCAUACUUCUCCCCCUGGUAGCUCCUUACUUCAAAAUAGCAACUCUGGUUGAGCUGGACGAACUCGGCAUGCUGGAUUCGUUGAAGAAGCCACUGACCAGAGCCGUGUUCGAACAGGCCGUCACAUGGGCAAGUCAGGCCGACAAGGGUUCCUUUUGGAAACCGUUGCAAAAGAUGCAAUCUUUGGCCUUUGGACCGUCAGGCACCCGUGCUUCCAAAGAUCUCAAAGUCAGUUCAAUGAGCAGGAUUGCGCGAAGCGAAGAAGACGAGCAAUGGCUGUCCAAGCUGAGAAAGCUUGGUCUCGAGGCAGACGACGAGCUAAAGCUGUUGGCUCUCGGUGAACAUAUUUGGAGACUCGGUAAAGCCAAGUCCAAAGCUGGCGACUCUGCAGCCGCGACCGCAACCCCAGGCGUCCAGAACGGUCUGAUUUCGCUGAAAGAGCUUGGGGUUACACCGCAAACCGUGUUUUUCAACGACGCACCGCUUCGCGAUCCGAGCAUGACCCCCGACCUUGAUUCGCCGGCCGAGCCGUACACCAUUGCAGAUGCUUUACUGGAUGCGGCCAUGACUAUAGACGACGACGGCACAGAGCGCCGGAGCACAGCCAUCGGCAUCGGCAUCGGCAUCGGCAUCGGCAUCGGCAUCGGCAUCGGCAUCGGCAUCGGCAUCGGCAUCGGCAUCGGCAUCGGCAUCGGCAUCGGCAUCGGCAUCGGCUUCGGCUUCGGCAUCGGCUUCGGCUUCGGCUUCGGCAGCGCGGAAACUCUUGUUACCAGAAGAGCCGCUGGUGGAACCGUUGCGAACGAUGACGUGUUCCCGCACGACGGACCUUACUCAUCAAGGAGGAAAGCCAUGCGCCAUCAAUCAAGCGUGUUGAGUCUCCUCGACAGGAAGGACGGGAACAAGUCAGCAGCCGAGACCAGCACCAGUGACACCAACGCAUUUGGGGAGGUAAAGGGGCCGUUUGCUCAAAACGCACCCAUCAUCUCCGUGACGCCUACGCGCGAGAACCAAGAAGGCGGGCCAGGCCCCAAGCCAGCUAGGCACACCUACGAAGGAAGAGAUCCCAGCAUCCAACGAAUGCUGGAUCAAAUGUAUGUUGACAACUUCCCCCGAGACAUCCUGGAGUUCGGGCCCAUGGUGCAGCCUAUAGCAAGAAGCAAGGCCCGAGCGGUCAGCGCGCAGUCUGGAGAGGAACAUUGGAGACCGGAAGGCCGUUGGAUAGCCACGUUUGGCGAGCACAAGGGGCCCAUCAACAGAAUUGUUGCGUCUCCCGACCACGUCUUCUUCAUCACGGGCGGUAACGACGGCUGCGUCCGGGUCUGGGAUACGGCAAGACUGGAGCGGAACAUAAGCCACCGGUCUAGACAGACGCACAAGCAUGCCGACGGGGCCAGAGUGCUGGCCUUGUGCUUCGUGGAGAAUUCGCACUGCUUUGUCAGCUGCGCGUCGGAUGGGAGCGUGCAUGUCGUCAAGGUGGACGCUGUUUCCACCAGCGGGGUCGUUCGGUACGGCAAACUGCGGCUCGUGCGAGAGCACGCACUUGCAGAGGGGGAGUUUGCCGUCUGGUGCGAGCAUUUCAGGCAGGAAAGCAACUCGGUGUUGCUAGUGGCCACGAACCGGUGCAGGAUUCUCGGAAUCGAGCUGCGAACCAUGGCGGCCCUGUACUCGUUGGACAACCCGGUGCAUCACGGUGCCCCCACCUGCUUCUGCCUGGACAGGAAGAGAAACUGGUUAUGCGUCGGCACGUCGCACGGAGCUGUGGACCUGUGGGACUUGCGCUUCAAGAUGAGGUUGCGCGGAUGGGGCGUGCCGGGAAAGGGCGCCAUCUACCGCAUGUGCAUCCAUCCCACCAAGGGUCGCGGGAAGUGGAUAUGCAUCUCUGGCGGCACGGGCCAAGGCGAGGUGACGGUAUGGGACCUGGAGAAAACCACGUGUCGGGAAAUCUAUCGCGCGAGCGGCAACGGCAGGGACGGCCAGGGGGGGGGGUACAGCGCGUGGGACGUGGACGAAGACGAAGACUACAAGAAGGCCGAGGGCAUGCUUGGCCGCUUUGCCACCAACUUGGAGAGCAGCGAAGCCAGCAACGCGGACCGCGGCGUGCGAGCCAUGGUGGCCGGCACAGGCACUGCCGAAGGCUCUCGCGACGUGCGCCACGCAUUCAUCAUCACGGGCGGGUCAGACAAGAAGCUGCGUUUCUGGGACAUCUCGCGCAUCGAGAUGUCGCGCGUCUUUAGCGGCCUGGCCUGGGACGAGCAGCAGCCGACGUACUCUGCGACGCAUCCCACCACGGCCUUGGCGUUGAGCGUGGAGAAGGCCCACGGGCACGCCUCGUCGGCGUCCGGCAGCGACCAGGCGGGCGGCGGCAGAACAGGAGGAGGGUCAUCCAGGGGGAAAGGCCCCAGCGGAAGGGCGCCCAGGUCGACGGUGGUUUCGUUGCAGCAGCAGCGCCUGCUGCAGUCGCACCUGGAUGCUAUUCUGGACGUGGCGGUGCUGGAGUAUCCGUACACGAUGAGCGUGAGUGUUGAUCGGUCCGGGUCGGUGUUUGUGUUUCAGUAG